GCGCUUAGCCGCGCGCCAUGGCCGGGCUGCUGGCGCUCCUGGGCCCCGCCCGCAGGGUGGGCGCCCGGGUACGGCCUCGCGCUUCCUGGCUCCUGGGCGCCGCAGCCCACUGCGCGCCGCGCCCCCUGUUGCUGCCGCUGCUCCGGCCCCGGCCCGAUGCCCCGCUGCUGCGCGCGGUCGGCGGGGACAGCCGCGGCCGCCAGGACCCCAGCAAGAUCACCGCGACGCCAGCCCCUCCCGUCAGCAGCUCGGAGGAGGAAAAGCAAAGCAAGUCACAGCAGCUGAGAAGGAUUUUCCAAGAGUAUGGUGCCGUGGGCGUGUCACUGCACGUCGGAAUCUCCCUGAUCUCCUUGGGGAUAUUUUACAUGGUGGUUUCAAGUGGUGUGGACAUGUCUGCAAUCCUGCUCAAACUCGGAUUUAAAGAGUCACUGGUGCAGUCGAAGAUGGCAGCAGGCACAAGCACCUUUGUUGUGGCCUACGCCAUCCACAAGCUAUUUGCCCCCGUGCGAAUCAGCAUCACCUUAGUGUCCGUGCCCUUCAUCGUCAGAUAUUUUCGCAAAGUGGGAUUUUUUAAACCUCCAGCUGCAAAGCCUUGAUGAACGCUUCAAACCUGUUUCUUUUAAAUAGAAAUUUUGGGUUCAUUUUAGCAUAGAGCUUUUCCGGGGUUGAGGGGGAGGUUAGGAGUAGGGUGGGGACAGGAAGCUAAUUGCUAUGUUCUCAUGAAUAAGUUUUCCCUUUGGCAACAAAAUUCAGGUUUUUUAAUAAUUGUAAUUAUUUUGCUUUACAAAUGUUGUUAAUGCUGUUCCUCAUAGAAUUUGUACACGUAAUCUAAAAUGUCAGUGAAACGUCACAAAUUGAGUUGUCAUCACAAAUUGAGUUGUCAUCUCAAAACUGUUCGCCUACAGACGGUCCUUCUGGAAGAUGACUGUUGAGGUUCUAGUCUGCGAAAGCCCUCAGGGGUUAAUCUUCGCUCAAAUUCUUAAAGGGCAACGAUUCAUUAAGCCGGUUUUUAAAAUUCCCCUUCCUCCAGUGUCUGCUGUCAGGCCGCCUGCAGUUUCAUGCACAGUAUCUACAAAGCAGCUUCCAGUGUUACCGUUAAUGAAGCCGAAUUUAAGACUUAACAAUAUGUAAUCAGGAUCUAAAUUAGCGUCAACGCAUCGACGUUCAUUACCCUUCUUUUAGGGAGGAAGAAUAACCAGUAUCUCUGGUGUUUCAUUGAUGCUAAAACACCUUCCAGUCUGGACAUUCUCAAAUUUCACUGAAGUAGGUCAAGGUCAUUUGUCUCUGUUGGGGUAAAAAAUGGAAAUUCUGUUCAAUAGUAAUGGCAUCACAUGGCUUCUGAUGGCCUAAUCCACAGGUGAGCUUGGACACUGCACUCAUGGAAAGCUAAGACAAUCUUUGCUUAACCCUCUAUCUCUCAAACGUCAGACAUUCCAGAACUAUCAUCACCAUGUUUACAUUGUGUUGCUACUUAUAUUUUUUUGAGUUGAAAUUGUUAUGUAGAAAAAUAUUUUAUAUCACUCUCUAAAAAGGAAAAUGAGAGGCAGUUGCUGUAAAUGGGAGGCAGCUGGGAAAUACAACAUAAUACAAGCCUGGGAGGGAGGGGUCAGGCAGGUGUAAUUACCUUCUGUUGAGCCACUUUUACCUGAUAAAGGAGGUUUGACCUGAGCUUCCCAUCCCCCCCCCCUUGCUGUGAGG
Lontra canadensis (Northern American river otter) is the source of this 1698-nucleotide messenger RNA. It is a transcript of the gene MIMS2, whose product is annotated as family with sequence similarity 210 member B. The record is from RefSeq and is a predicted model, not a curated record. Bases 18 to 596 code for a protein of 192 amino acids. The transcript has 3 exons. NCBI's taxonomy places the organism in Eukaryota, Metazoa, Chordata, Mammalia, Carnivora, Mustelidae. Gene Ontology annotation, cellular component: mitochondrion.